UGGACACCAGACUUCUAUUCCAUUCCCAUUCAAAGCCGGCAUGUAGAAAGAAUUCCAUGUUCUGUUUACACGCCUUCGAUUAGGGUUAGGGUUCUCCAAGAAUUCCACCGGGUUGAUCGAUUCCGUCCUCUUCUUCUCCAAUUCGCCCAUCGAUUUCACAGGGCACCCACCCGACCACCUACCAUUCAUCCGAUUCCUCUUCCGUCUCCGCUGUUUCUUGCGGAGUUCCCUAGUUCUUCUUGGUUUGAUUCGGGCGGCGAUGAUGGAGACCUCAGGCGCAAGCUCCGAUCCCUACAGAAGCCAGGCCGGUGGCGGAGGCGGUUCGUCGAGGAGGUUCCGGAUCCGGUUUUCGCCGUCCAAUUUGAUCCGGGCGCCGCUCUCGACGCUGUUGGAGUACUCCGGGAUCUUGCGGACUCGGGCGGGCCACUCGGAGGGCGAGAUCAUGGUCGGUGAGUCCAUGCGCGACCAUGGCCCUGGUCGGAUUGGGGAGUCGUCUCUCCCUGGCGUCGGUGGAAGCGGCAGCGGGGAGGUGGCUAUAAGGAUAAUUGGGGUCGGGGAUCACGAGGGUUCAAGGGUGGGGCCGAACCCGGUGCAGCCCUUGGCUGUUGGGCCAUGCCGGGAGGGGAACCCUGGUGGUGCUGGUGUAUCGAGCGAGCUGCUUGGCACUUUGCCUGAAAGGCAUGGAAGAGAUGGAGGGAGCGAUAUUGGCGUUGGGGAAAUAGGACCUUCUUCUUCUUCUUCUUUGCCGGCAUCCAUUUUGGGCGGCGGCGGUCAGAGCGCGGAUGGUGAGGUGAACAAUGCAGGUGGUAACGGCAGAGAUUCAGCAUACCAGAGAUAUGACAUACAACAGGUUGCUAGGUGGAUCGAGCAGGUACUGCCGUUCUCGUUGCUUCUAUUGGUGGUGUUCAUCAGACAGCAUCUGCAAGGUUUCUUUGUCACUAUCUGGAUUGCUGCUGUGAUGUUUAAGUCAAAUGAUAUUUUGAGAAAGCAAACUGCUUUAAAGGGAGAGCGAAAAAUAUCUGUACUUGUUGGAAUUACACUAGUUUUCAUGAUUCAUGUGUUUGGAGUCUACUGGUGGUACAGGAAUGAGGGCCUUCUGUACCCACUGGUCAUGCUUCCUCCUAAAGAAGUACCUCCAUUUUGGCAUGCCAUAUUUAUUAUCAUGGUUAAUGAUACAUUGGUGCGCCAGGCUGCUAUGGUGGUCAAGUGUGUGCUCUUGAUGUAUUACAAAAAUAGUAGGGGCCGUAAAUAUCGUAAGCAGGGUCAAAUGCUAACUCUUAUAGAGUAUUUCUUGCUGCUGUACCGUGCCUUGUUGCCGACACCUGUUUGGUACCGAUUCUUCUUAAACAAAGAAUAUGGAAGCCUCUUUUCUUCUCUGACUACAGGACUAUACCUUACCUUUAAGCUGACUUCAGUUGUGGAGAAGGUUCAAUCCUUUGUUGCUGCAUUGAAGGCACUAUCACGGAAAGAAGUACUUUAUGGCUCCUAUGCAACAAUGGAACAGGUAAUUGCUGCUGGCGAUCUGUGUGCUAUUUGCCAGGAGAAGAUGCAUGCUCCUAUCCUACUCAGCUGUAAACACAUCUUCUGCGAGGACUGCGUCUCUGAAUGGUUUGAGAGAGAAAGGACAUGCCCGUUGUGUAGAGCAUUGGUGAAACCAGCAGACCUUAGGUCAUUCGGCGAUGGUUCCACGAGCUUAUUUUUCCAGCUGUUCUGAUUUGUACAAUAGCAAAAACCUAUUUGAUGCCGAAUUAUGCUCAGGAAUUAGAAGCUAGGCCUUCGAUGUUGUACGUGCCAACCUCCUUGGUAUUCGGCCACGUGUUCUUGAGAGCCACAAAAAUUUGAUGAGGAAGCUGUUUGUCCACACUCCCGUGUCCUCCUAUCUACAUAGGGGAGGGUCCUCUGCUCGUAUUCGGAAACUCCAUGUAUUAACAUUGGUAGUGAAUGGUACAUGGAUUCAAGUUUUCUUAA
Musa acuminata AAA Group (dessert banana) is the source of this 1968-nucleotide messenger RNA. RefSeq lists its product as uncharacterized. NCBI's taxonomy places the organism in Eukaryota, Viridiplantae, Streptophyta, Magnoliopsida, Zingiberales, Musaceae. Bases 260 to 1714 code for a protein of 484 amino acids. The record is from RefSeq and is a predicted model, not a curated record. Gene Ontology annotation, biological process: positive regulation of ERAD pathway. Gene Ontology annotation, molecular function: ubiquitin protein ligase activity. The transcript is spliced from 8 exons.